Molecule: messenger RNA, 1231 nt
Organism: Nanorana parkeri
Lineage: Eukaryota; Metazoa; Chordata; Amphibia; Anura; Dicroglossidae
Gene: CLN6
Product: ceroid-lipofuscinosis, neuronal 6, late infantile, variant
Exons: 7
Coding region: 147-1049 (300 amino acids)
Source: RefSeq, a predicted model, not a curated record
UCAGCGCUCACGGCCGGACCUAACCGCUUUAUAGGGAACCACGUGAUACCAGCUCGGGUUUCAGCCGAGCCCCGCCCCUGGCCCCACCUGUGAUUGGUUGCGGCUCCUCUGUCCGGCAGUCCUGACCCUGGCGCGGAGUGUGAGGGAUGCAGAGCGCAGUGCGGAGGCGGCAUCAGAACCCGGGCUCACCGGCCAGAUUCGGGGGAGUACAGCAAGAUGACGGCUCCAGAAAUUCACGCUUUCACCUGGACCUCUGGUUCUACUUUACGUUGCAGAACUGGCUUCUGGACUUUGGACGGCCGAUCGUUAUGAUCAUCCUUCCCUUGGACUGGUUCCCGCUGAAUAAGCCCAGCGCAGGAGACUACUUUCACAUGGCUUAUAACAUCAUUACUCCACUGUUGCUCCUGAAGCUGAUUGAAAGGUCGCCGAAAACUCUCCCAAACUCAGUGAUUUACAUCAGCAUCAUGACCUUUGUGAUGGGGGCUAGCAUCCACCUUGUAGGGGACUCCGUAAAUCACAGACUGAUCUUCAGUGGAUAUCAGCUUCACCUGUCUGUGCGGGACAAUCCAAUCAUGCAAAAGCUGCAACCCCCCACUCUGGUUGACUCAUUUGAGCUGCUAUAUUACUAUGAUGAAUACCUGGGCCAUUCCAUGUGGUACAUCCCAUUUUUCCUAAUCCUGUUCAUCUAUUUCUCUGGCUGUUUCACAACAGUGAGAGGUGAAAGCAGAAUGCCCCUGUCAGCGUGGUCUUUGCUGGGCCCCAGCAGUCUGUAUUACUGGUACCUGGUAACUGAGGGCCAGAUCUUCAUAAUCUUCAUCUUCACAUUCUUUGCAAUGCUGGCCCUCAUUCUACACCAGAAGCGUAAGGGCUUCCGCCUGGACAGUAAUGGCCUCUUCUUGCUGCUCUCCUUUUCAGCUACUUUAGUCCUCAUUGCUGUUUGGAUUGUAUGGCUGUGGAAUGAUAAGAUUUUGCGCAAGAAAUACCCUGGGGUGAUAUAUAUUCCAGAACCAUGGGCCUUCUAUACAUUGCACAUCAACAACUUGCACUAAUAGUGGUCGGGUCCGGUUCUUCUCCCUAAGAGCGGACAUAAAUAUAGGCAUCUCUUAGUCAGUCUUGUCACCCCAGUAGAAGGGGUGAUGUAUAGGAAACCCUUGUUCCUUUAUUCAAACUAUAGUAGAGUGGUUUAUUCACUUUUUAUUUACCUACAAGUCUAUUUUAAUAUUUUAUCAAC